Messenger RNA from Didymodactylos carnosus, 1914 nucleotides. The record is from the annotation of a GenBank genome assembly. NCBI's taxonomy places the organism in Eukaryota, Metazoa, Rotifera, Eurotatoria, Philodinida, Philodinidae.
AUGUAUUGUUCUGCGUUAAUUUGUCAUUAUCAAGAACUUAUCGAUUUAAUAAAACCUAUUAGACUUUAUUUGGAAAAAGAAAAGAAGAAAGUUCCCGAAGGUGAAAAAUUUAGACUUCGAAACCAAUUUUUCAAAUUAUCCGAUAAAAAGCAGCAAAAAUAUUUUCAAAAGAGCGUUGAUAAAUUUAUUGAUUUAUUGGAAGAACAUGAUAUUGAUAUUCAAACUCAGCAAGACGCUAAUUUGUUUAAUGAAUUAUUGAAUAACACAGAGAGAAAGAAGUAUUUUGAUAACUUUUUAAAUGCACCAUGUAAACCGGCACAUAAUGGAUGGGUCAUGUAUCAACAAAUAAUGAAUCAGGAAAAUGGUAGUCCAGUUGAUAAAAAAGAAGUAAACAUCAAGUGGAAACUUAUGAAUAAAGUGGAGCAAGAAAAAUAUCGAGAUUUAGCACUUCAGGCACAUAAUCAAUAUGAACAACAAGUUGCUAAUUUUGCUAAUAUAUUACCAGAACGUAUCAAGGCUGAAUAUUUAUCUUCGAUUAAAUCAACAUUAGCAACAAAUGGAUUUCCUCAGGCACGAAAACGUCGACAAUCAACCGGUUCUAUUAUUAAUGCACCAUCAACUGCAUUACCAAAACUUAAACGAUCUCGUCAAUCAGUAUCGGCUGUCGCAUCACCAAAUUUUGAUGAAUUAGACGAACAACGAGAAAACGGAUAUACACCAUCAUCGAAUAAAUUAACAAAAGAUCAACUAGUUCAAUUGCAUCAAUGUUUGCCAAGCGCAUUAUAUUAUAAUAAAAAAGUUUCUGAUGAAGAAAAACAGAAUUUUAAUGAUGGUUUAAAAGAAGCUCAACGUGCACGUUUAAUAUUUGAUAAACUGAAACCGAAUAAACGUCGAAAAUGGAUAUUAAAAGCCGGAAAAAAAUGGACUGAAUUUUUAGAAACACACACGGAUAUCAUCACAAACCAAAUUCCAACGUUACAUCUUCUACUUUCAAAACAAAGUGAUAGAUUAACAUAUUUUUAUUCAAUAGGCUUACCAGAACGUCCACCAGUUACUAAUAUGAAGUUAUAUAGUCAAGAACAUGCUGAUGAUCAAGAACAAAUAAUAUGGACGAAUAUUGACCAAAAUGUAAAAGAUAAUUAUUCGAAACGUGUAGUGCAAAUGAAAAAACAAUAUAAGAAAGAUUUAGCAUCAUUUAUUCAAGUAAAAUUGCAUGAUAAUAAAUAUUUACAAAUGGAAUUAUUUCAUAAUUUGAAAACUAUUGCUCGUGAUUACGAAUUCAUAUCAAAAAAGAAAUCAAUGACAAAACAACAAAAAAUAACAAAAUAUUAUAAAAAAGAAGAUACAGAUGAUGGUGAAUUAAACAAUCUACAUCAACGACUAUUAACAACACCACUCAACGAUGAACAAAAGAUACUUGUUCAACAAUUAUUUACAUUAGCAUUGAAAUAUAAAGAACGAAAGAACAAUAAAACACAGCAAGAUUCUAUUGAUCAUCAGAGCACCUUAGAAUCACACUUAGAAUCACCAGCUUCAUCAACACCCUUGGAACGAAUCGAUGAAAUAUCAAAUGAAGAAAAUGACAAAAUAUUGUUUGCAUCUCAUACUCCGUUGAUACAUGAUAAUCUACAUAAACAAGUGAACGUAAAAGAUGAGCAAGAUUCAGUUACUGAUGUGCCCGGUAGUCCAAUAUAUAAUUCCACGCAAUUAUCGAGCAAUGAUGGAGAUUUAAAUAUAACGCCUACAACAAACGAUAUCGAUGAAGAACAAGUACACGUAAAGAAGAGAAAACAUAAACGAAAACGUGACGAAAAUCAAGAAGAAGAAGAAAAACAACCGCAACAACAUAAUAUCCAAAUGAGAGGUGAUUUGACAAAUACACGUGGAAAGAAACCAAAAAAGACCACAGCGUAA